AGGACGUGAACCGGGCGCCGUAUCCCUACCCCACGGAGGAGGAGGACGAAGAGGUGCCCAAGUCCGACGAGCAGCGUGCCCAGGAGAUGUGGGAGCUGCACAAGAGGCGCAGCGACUCCCAGAUUGUGGACCUCUUCCAGUUCCAGAUCCGAUCAGAGCUGACGUGCCCUGUGUGUUCCACCGUGAGUGUCACCUUCGACCCCAUCAUGUACCUCACGCUGCCGGUGCCGAAGCCUCCGCACUCGGUGAGCCUCACGCUGGUCGGCUCCGACUUCCAGCCGAGGCACAUGCAGCUGGAGGUGGACAGGGGCGCCAGCAUCGAUCAGCUGGAGACGGCGCUCUGGAAAUACCUGGGUCGGUCCCCCACUGAGAAGCCGUCCUGCUUCUGCUUUGGGGACGUCUGCUACGGGCGCAUCUACAAGCACUUCGAGCCUCACAACUACGUGAGCGAGAUCCGGAGCACCGACAACAUUUUCGCCUUCGAGGUGCCGCUGGCGCCGGAGGUGGCGGUGAGCGAUCACACCUUUGUGCCCUUGGUGUACCGGAAGCGCACGAAGCCCACGAUGACGUCCAGAGAGACCUGGCAGUACGACAAGUUGGACCAGCCCAGACUGGUGGCAGUGGUUCGAGGUGCGCGCAACUGCGACGUGCACCAGCAGCUGCAGGACAUGGCCACGGACCUCCUCAAGGCCUGCGCCAUCCCGGAGCCCUGGAGCUUCGAGAUCCUGACGAACCUGGACAUCUACGGAAGUCGUGCAGGCGACCUGCUGCCGGAGGAUGGCCAGCCCUUCCGGGCGCCGUCGCAGCUGGCCAUCGACUUCUUAGAGCAGGCGGAUCUGCUGAAGGAGGCGUUGCCCAAGGCCUCGAAGACGCCGGCGCCGGGGGGAACCACACUCACCGCCUGCCUGCAGAAGGGCAUGGAGCGAGAGGUGCUCGCAGAGGCAGAUAGCGUCUACUGCAGGAAGUGCAAGGAGCAUAGGUGUCAGAGCAAGAAGCUGGAUCUAUGGUCGCUGCCUCCUGUGCUUGUGGUGCACUUGAAGCGAUUCGGCCGUGAGAGGCUCGACGGGCCCCUGGUGAAGAUUGGGUGUCCCGUUGACUUCUCCUUGGAGCUGGACCUCAAGGACUACCUCUGCAGGAAAGGUGUAGAAAGAACUCGAUAUCAACUCUUCGGGGUGGUCAACCACCAUGGCAACGUCGGUGGCGGUCACUACACAGCCCAUGCGUUGGUGACGCCACCAAGCGGCCCUCUGGAACUGGGUGAUUGGUUCAACUUCAACGACUCCAUUGUGAGCCAGGCGAGCGUGGAGGAUUUGGACAAGGAGGCUGCGUACGUGCUGUUCUUCCAGCAGCUUUGAGGCCUGGACGCUAAGCACCGUGAGAUGAUGGCACGGCAUCGGAAGCAAAAGAAAAGGCCCCCUGUGAUUUUGCACGGGUUCAAGGACAUACUGUGAAUGGAAUCCACAAUGCAC
This is a messenger RNA of Effrenium voratum, 1469 nucleotides long. The record is from the annotation of a GenBank genome assembly. NCBI's taxonomy places the organism in Eukaryota, Dinophyceae, Suessiales, Symbiodiniaceae.